Messenger RNA from Meriones unguiculatus (Mongolian gerbil), 2028 nucleotides. RefSeq names its product Src homology 2 domain containing F (gene Shf). The record is from RefSeq and is a predicted model, not a curated record. The transcript is spliced from 8 exons. NCBI's taxonomy places the organism in Eukaryota, Metazoa, Chordata, Mammalia, Rodentia, Muridae. Gene Ontology annotation, molecular function: phosphotyrosine residue binding. Bases 20 to 1456 code for a protein of 478 amino acids.
GCUCAGUUGGGAGGGCCCCAUGCUACUGAGCGGAGCUCCUCCUCCGGGCUCCGGCCCCGGGCCGCGGGCGCAGGGCAGCGCGGGAGGCGGCCCCGGGGGGUCCCGCCGCGGGGCCGGGGGCGCGGGGACCGGCCCGGGAGGGGGCGGCAGCGGCGGGGUGGCCAAGUGGCUGCGGGAGCAUCUGGGCUUUCGCGGGGGCGGCGGCGGAGGGGGCGCCAAGCCCGCCCCUCCGGAGCCCGACUACCGCCCCCCAGCGCCCUGCCCGGCCGCGCCCCCUGCGCCGCCCCCGGACAUCCUGGCCGCCUACCGGCUGCAGCGGGACCGCGACUUCGAGGACCCCUACACCGGGGGCCCGUCCGCGUCCGCCGCCCUCUCCACCCCCGCCGCCCCUGGCCCUACUCCGCCCCCGCGCCACGGCUCACCCCCGCAUCGCCUCAUUCGGGUCGAGACCCCAGGCCCCCCGGCGCCCCCUCCGGAGGAGCGGAUCUCCGGACCCCCUGCCAGCGGCGACAGGUUGGCAAUCCUAGAGGACUAUGCGGACCCGUUUGACGUUCAGGAGACUGGUGAAGGCUCAGGAGGCGCUUCAGGAGCUUCAGAGAAGGUCCCUGAAAAUGAUGGCUACAUGGAGCCCUAUGAGGCCCAGAAGAUGAUGGCUGAGAUCCGGGGUUCUAAGGAGACGGCAGUUCAGCCCCUACCUCUCUAUGACACACCCUAUGAGCCAGAGGAUGAGGGGGUCAGCCCAGAAGGAGAGGGCACUCCCUGGCUCAGGGAGUCCCGUCUGCCUGAGGACGACGAGAGGCCUCCGGAGGAGUAUGACCAGCCCUGGGAGUGGAAGAAGGAACGGAUUUCCAAAGCUUUCGCUGUUGACAUAAAGGUCAUCAAAGACCUACCUUGGCCUCCGCCUGUGGGACAGCUGGACAGCAGCCCCUCCCUGCCUGACGGGGACAGGGACAUCUCCGGUCCAGCUUCACCCCUCCCUGAGCCCAGCCUGGAAGACAGCAGCGCCCAGUUUGAAGGAUCGGAGAAGAACUGCCUGUCACCUGGCCGGGAGGAGAAGGGCCGGCUACCUCCUCGGCUCUCUGCUGGAAACCCCAAGUCGGCCAAAGCCCUAGGCGUGGAACCCAGCAGCCCCCUCGGGGAGUGGACAGAUCCAGCACUGCCUCUGGAAAACCAGGUCUGGUACCACGGGGCCAUCAGCCGAACAGACGCCGAGAACCUGCUCCGGCUGUGCAAGGAAGCCAGCUACCUGGUACGCAACAGUGAGACCAGCAAGAAUGACUUCUCUCUCUCCCUCAAGGCCAUCUGCGGCUCCCAAGUUACUGCGACCGCCUCACUGGUGCUGCAGUGUAACUCAAGAAGGGAGCAGUCAGGGCUUCAUGCACAUGAAGCUGUCCCGGACCAAGGAACACAAGUAUGUGUUGGGCCAGAACAGCCCACCCUUCAGCAGCGUCCCUGAAAUCGUGCACCACUAUGCCAGCCGCAAGCUGCCCAUUAAGGGGGCGGAGCACAUGUCCCUGCUCUACCCAGUGGCCAUCCGGACUCUGUAGAUGUGAGACCAGGGCACUACGAUAGACCUGGACCAAGCCCUUGUCACCUGCCCUAGGGCUGUGGUUCUUUCUUGCCAAGGACAUGAUGUCACAGACCUGGCUGCCCCUUGUCCUAGGAUCUAGUAGGCGCUGAAGAUACCUUAAUUUAUUAUAAAGGGGAGAGAAUCCUGGGCCCUGGAAUAAAGGGGCUGUGUGGGGCUGCGAACAGAGGAAAGCCGGAGGAGGAAGGAGACUCCCGCCCCUGUCAGACCCUAGGGAGGAAGUGGCUACCCCCCCACUCCCAGCACCUUCCUCCGCUCCUCCCCCUCCAUCUUCCCAGCCCCUGUUCCCAGAGGGCCUGGCCGGGCUCGGGGCCAGAGGCUCGACCAGGCACGGCUGCAGGCGCCGCCCAGGGGCUGACGGGAGGGGACGGGGAGCGAGCGCAGACUGUGUCGGUCGAUAAACCCGCGCUGGAGCUGCCGCCGGCCGCCUGCGGAAAGCA